GCCCGACGCCGCACGCACGGUGAGGGCAGGGAGAGCGAGGCGCAGCCCACCGCCGGAGCGCCACGGGGGUGGAGAGGGGCUGAGCCGCCGCCGGGAGGGUGCGGAGAAGGGUGGCGGAGAGCCGAGGCGUGGAGAUGACACCAGUUACUCGACAAGAAGUUCUUGGCCUUUACCGCAAGAUUUUCCGGAUAGCCAAAAAAUGGCAAUCAGCAUCAGGACAGGUAGAAGAAACUCUUAAAGAGAAAGAUUACAUUAAGAAAGAAGCCAAAACAUUGUUCCGAAAAAACAAAGAUGUAACAGAUCCAAAGUUGAUUAAGCAGUGCAUAGAAGAAUGUGAGGCAAGAAUAGAAAUUGGACUUCAUUAUAACAUCCCCUACCCAAGACCUAUUCAUCUUCCUCCUAUGGGUCUUGCCCAUAAACAGGGCCGUACAUUUCGACAGCAGGAAAAGUUGAGGAAGAUUUCUAAGCCAAUAUACCUGAAAUCCCAUGAUGAAAUUUCAUAACCCAUCACUAAACUGUGACGUGUUUAGACUGUAAUCCAUGUGAUUUGUGUGCACAACUGUGAAUGAAGCUGUUUUGGUCAUUUGCUCCCACAUUUCCUGAGGCCAGAAAGCUAACUGAUGUAAUGCAUUAUGAUGGAUAAGAUUGGUCUAAUACUUAUACUAUUCAACCAUUGACUCAUCAAUAAAAGUAGCAUUUUUCAAGGAGUGAGGUGUGAUACAAAGAUUACUUUGGCAUCAGAACAAAUUACAGCAGUUUUUCAAACUCAGUUAAUCUGUAGCAGGGUUCUUUGGAGGUUUGAGGAUUAUAUAUGCUCAAUUUUGAGUCAAGACAGUGCCUUGCAUCAGCAAAAAGCAAGGAAGUCCAGGAGAAUAGGGCGGGUCACAGUGUCUCAAGAGCCUAUGAAUUCAAGUGGGAAUGUGGUGACUGCUACAUGAAGCUGCACUGCUUCCUCUCCUGUCCCUGCUGUUCCUGUUAUCCCUGGAAAAAUGUGCUGGUUUUAUAGUGCCAUUAUGGUGGAGUAUAUUUUCUAAAGGGACAGGAGCAAAGAGAAAGCAGAAAUGCCACCGUUUGUUUUUUCCUUUUUGCAAACUGCACAGGAAUAGUGUGGAGCCUCUAGGUCAGCUUUGCCAUCCUUUGGAGAGGGCAUGAAGAUGAAAUGUAAAGUUUGGAAUCCCAUUACACAACUAAGAGCAAAACAUUCCAGUGUUGGAUUCCUCAUGUUCUCAUGUAUGAACUGACUGAAAACUUUCCCUUCAGGGUAUCGCUGCAGAAGCGAACUUAAGGUAAUUAAUCUUCACUGUGCAUUUUUACAUGCUUAGUCUUUCAACAAAAUCAGCACCCUGGCUUUCUCAACAAUUAUGUUAGCGUUAGGUUUUUUACUGAUGACAUACAGAACAGAAUGACAGUUCUUUCCCAAGAAUGUACUUACAAGAGUGGAAAAAAAAAAAAAAAAGGCAAAUGAGAAAGUACAAGGAAACAAUGAGAAGAGCUAGUCAGCAUGACAGGUACUGGCUAGCCCAAUUUCUGACUACCUUUUAUGGCUUCAGUCCACAAAGGUAUCUAUUCCCAUAUAACUAUUUCCUUGGAAUGCCUUAUGUGGGAAGCACCUUGCACUGAACAUAUAAAAUGCCAUUGUUUUGCCUGUCAGUGGGAGCUUUGCAAAUUUACUGUUGCCAAGAAAACACAAAACAAAACUCCUUUAACCUAGGAAGAGGGGGGUUAAGACAGAGACAGUAAAAAUAACAUGAUUAUGUGCUGCUUAGUCCUUCACUGAAAGAAGCUCCCAAACAAUCUUUUCCUGUCCUUAGUUCUGAUACACCAAUGUGGAGAUAUGUCAGCUGAACCAAAGCAAACCUUGUAGAGACAAGGAUUUUGAAAGGAAGCUUAUGCUUAUUCUUUGUCAUGAAACUAUAACUUUAAUCAUUUUAAUUUUUAAAAUUAAUGUGGCUAAUGAAGAUAAUGAUGCUGUGAUUCAUCAGGCAAAUAAGGAGUCAUGUAAAUAAGCAAUUUAAAUUUACUGUCUGUGUUACAGUCACAACUCUUUCCUGAGUGAGCAUCCAUCCCUAAAAUUACAGACAUUUUACACCAAAUUGAGAUAACGGUAUGAAUUUAACUUCAUUUCUGAAGGGAAAUAUAAAUAUUCCAUUUUCUAAAAGGCUCAGCUAGCCUAAAGAAACUCAGAUGAGUAUCCAAUUUGUUUAACUGAAAAUCCAGUAAGUUGAGCUUCUGUAACAGCAUCACAUUAUUUGAGAUGCUUUUAAACGCUAAACAGCCUAUUAAUUUUCCAAAGUAAGUGUUUGAGAAAUGAUUAACUGCUGACUGAUCCUCAUCACUUUCCAGCACCAAGAGGCAAAGACUGAAAUUUGUUAAAACCUCGGGCUGUUCAGCUAAAGGAAGGACUACAUCAACUCUAUUGUCAAGGCUGGAGAGCAAAGCCAUUCUUUCACAGCUCAAGUUAAACACUGUAUGAGGCACGAGAACCAGUCUCAAACAAGAGUCCUUUGUUUUUGAGGUCAAAGGUCAGCAGAUGUCUCAACUGGUACUCCUGUGAAUUCCAAAGACCAUGUAACUUCCGUCAAGAAGUAUUCCUACAUAUUAAUUUUAAUUGCAAAAAGAUGCUGCACUGAAAUGCCUCUGAGUUCUUAAGAGUUUGUCAUGCACUGGAUUCAGUCACUCAGUGUACACUCUGUCCUGUACUUCCUUCACUUCUCUUACUCUCCUUCCAGUAAAUACUCUCUCUUUCCAAUUUAUCAUGCUUGUCAGGAGAUGCUUUAGAAUAAUAACCUGUCAGAUUAAUUGGAUAUUCUUUAGAAUUAAAACCUGAGUCAGCUUCCUGAACUCUCCUGCAAGCUAACUAGUAGACAAUGCAUGGGUGAUUUGUUGACAGGACAUGUGGCCUUGAAUAUCCAAAUAAUGUAUCUUCACCGGACAUCCUCUCCCUAACUCCAUCAUUAGAAAGGUUACAACAUAUGAAGCCAAGCACUUAUAAACCCAAGCUUAACACUAACCUUUGCAAUGAUCAUUUAAGCAGAUGUCAGACUUGGCACCUGAACAUGCCCACUCAAUAUUUUCUAGGGGUGAAGAAAUUCUGAUUAAGUUGCUACAGUGACCCAAUCUAGUCCAAGGGAAGCAUCACAAAACAGAAUUUAAGAAGGAAAUGGUCAUCUGAUACAUCUUCCUAGUAAUGCAAGUUUGUUCCUGUAAUCCCAUUUAGAUCUGGAGAAAAUAAGGCAACCUCACUCUUUUGGGACCCUACUACAUAUCUGUCAGAACUGAUAUCAGUAAUAUCCAUCUCUUAUCCACAAUCAGGACAGUCACUUAUUUGGUCAUACCUAUGAAUUCAAUUUCAAGCAUACUAAUUACAGGAGAGACCUGCACCUUUCCCUAUUUUUUUCUAAUUAGCCAAACAUUCUAGCUUACAGGAACCUGUCAGUAGAAGAAUUUGGGGCCUUUAUAUUGUCUUUUUGCCUUCUCGUAUAAUUUUCUCUUUUAGCAACCCAACAGUGUUAAAAUCAGAUGUAACCCUUUCUACUUCUGAAACAGCUUUUGUACAGAUAAGGUAUAAGAAAAGUUUGCAUUUCCUGAGAAAAUAUACUAACCUAACCUGUCUUACAGCAUCCCCAGCUGAAAGUCUACCUGCUGUUUUUAAGGAAUGAAUCUCUCUUGUUCUGUAAUGCCUGUAUACUGCAUUUUUUUCCAUCUGCUUUGAGUUAUUAGUAAGGCUGAGAAUUUAUGAUUUGUAAUAAUUACAGGUUGGAUUUGCGUGUGUGUGUUUGUGGUUUGUUUAAUAAGAGUUUCUAAUUGAGAAAGGGAAAUUGUAAGCCUGUAGAGUCAAGAAUUCUACUACUACUGCUACAGGGAAUUUCAUCUGUCCAUUUUUUUUCCCUUUUUAUAAUGAAAUUAAGGUUGGUUCAACUAA
Molecule: messenger RNA, 3922 nt
Organism: Oxyura jamaicensis (ruddy duck)
Lineage: Eukaryota; Metazoa; Chordata; Aves; Anseriformes; Anatidae
Gene: LYRM1
Product: LYR motif containing 1
Exons: 4
Coding region: 135-503 (122 amino acids)
Cellular component (GO): mitochondrion
Source: RefSeq, a predicted model, not a curated record